ACAGGCUUCGAGACAAAAAUCGGGGCAUGGGGAGAGUGAAGAUAGGGAGGUGUGCCUGGUCGCUAGUUGUCAGCUACACCCAGCCAGUUUUUGAGACCACAGCGACCACUCUUCCAGGUUUAAAAGCUUACUAUCAUCACCUUACCCAUUACCAAACACUCCCUUAACAUGCAGUCAGCCUCACAUGAGCGUCUCUGCUUCUGGGUCUAAUUGCUGCUGUCCUUUUUCACCUCCUAAUGCCUUUUUUCUCCACUCUCAUUGGAUAUUUUACCCUUUUGACGGAUACCCAUUUGGGCUGCCAAAAAGCAAAUUUAUAUGCUAAUUCACCUAAUUAUCCCUAAACCCCACGCAUUAAGUUUUUAGUUUUCUGGGAGCAAAAGAAGCUUGUGAAAAGUUUCCAUCUUUUUGCUUAACUGAGCUAAUUGCACAAAUCUGUAAACUUGGUACCUCUUCUUUUGAAGAUUAAACCUGAUUUUGUGAAGCAGGUUUCUUUUUUUUUUUUUUUCUUAUAAAAAGUUCAUAUCCACAGUUUGUUCUGGAUUUUUCUGGUGCUAUUAAGCAAAGUUGUUCCAGUUGUUUCUACUCUUACGUAAAGAACAAUUAGGUUUCAGUGCAAAUAGCUUCAUUUUGAUUUCUGCCUGAAUCUAUGGAUCUGUAGGCUUCCAGCACCCACUCCCCCCUCUCUCUCUUCUUUUUUUUUUUCCUGAAAAUAGAGCUAGCUCUGUGGUUGGGCAUUGUUUGUUGAAGCAGAGAUGAUUCAGUUGUUAUUCUUAGUUCUCUUUGCUGAGGGAGUUGUGGCAUUCUUAUUACUGGUAAAGAUUGGUCCCUUGAGAGAGUUAGUGAUAAAGAGUUUGGAUCAGCUGAAGAUGGGAAAGGGUCCAGCUACGGUCAAGACCAUUGCUGGUACUAUGUCUGUGAUUCUCCUUUCAAGCCUUAUGAGUAUUAUUAAGAUCCAAAACAAGGGUGCAAAGCUUGGCACCAUGUCACCCAUGGAUCAGGUUCUAUGGAGAACCCACUUGCUAGAGGCAUCACUCAUGGGUUUUACACUAUUUCUUGGCUUCAUAAUUGAUCGUAUGCACCACUAUCUUUCAAAACUUAUUGAGUUGAGAAGCAGCAUUGGAUCUUCAAAAGAGGAAGUUGAAAGGCUUCAGAAAGAAAAAACGGAGCUUAAAGGGAAGGAAGAGACAGCUUCCAAGGAAAUAAAAGUACUAAAGGAACAAAUUUCUAAUCUAUCAGAGAAUUUGAAAAACCUGAAGUCGGAAAAUGAGGAGAAAGACAAGCAGAUUGAAACUGCCGAAGCCCAUGUUGUUUCCCUUCAGAAACAAUCUGCUGACCUAUUACUAGAAUAUGACCGUUUGUUAGAAGACAACCAAAAUCUUCAGGCUCAAGGUCUGGGAUACAAGAGCUGAGGAAAUUUUGAAAAAGUAAUUCGGGUUUUAUGAGGUAUUUUGUUCACUGGUGGUUUUGCAGAAAACAUCCCCAUUUCGUGGAAAUGGCCUUUAAUCGAUGCAUCUUAAUUGGGUAUAAGGCGGCAUUAGCAUGGCUUCGAUUGACCAAGAUCAGAAAUUUUGUAAUUCUUCAAUCUAGAAUCUUUGGUUCUGCCAUCUUUGUUUUCUAUUGUUCAUAGGGACUUUUCUUGCCAUUUACUUUUCUCCAGCUGAUAUGGUUAUGUAAUUUAGAUCGUUGAUGGCAUUCAUAUUUUUGAAACGGGUAAGAGAUAGUUGGAACUAUUCAUAAAUGUAUCAUGCUUCCUCUUUCUUUCUGUGCA
Molecule: messenger RNA, 1768 nt
Organism: Hevea brasiliensis (rubber tree)
Lineage: Eukaryota; Viridiplantae; Streptophyta; Magnoliopsida; Malpighiales; Euphorbiaceae
Exons: 2
Coding region: 753-1409 (218 amino acids)
Biological process (GO): endoplasmic reticulum to Golgi vesicle-mediated transport; intracellular protein transport
Cellular component (GO): endoplasmic reticulum; endoplasmic reticulum membrane
Source: RefSeq, a predicted model, not a curated record